This is a messenger RNA of Dictyostelium purpureum, 1617 nucleotides long. RefSeq lists its product as uncharacterized. Bases 1 to 1617 code for a protein of 538 amino acids. The record is from RefSeq and is a predicted model, not a curated record. The transcript is spliced from 3 exons. NCBI's taxonomy places the organism in Eukaryota, Evosea, Eumycetozoa, Dictyosteliales, Dictyosteliaceae.
AUGUCAAUUUUAAACCCAAGCUCAGUCAAUUAUAAUGAUGAUUUAAAAAAUUCAUCACCUUCAUCCUCAUCUCCAUCGUUAUCCUCAAAUAAAAAUUUAUUAUCUCUUUCAAAAGAAUCCUCUAUACUUUUAAUAAUACAUUCAAAUUCAAAUCCUGUAAAUUAUAAUUUAAAUUCAAAUUUUUCAACAUCUAAUAAUAAUAACAUUAACAACAGUAAUAAUGACUCUUUGAACAAUAGUCCUAAAAUUAACAGUACCAAUAGUAGCCCUAUUAAACCUCAAAUUCAAAAUAAAAAUGAUUUUAAUAAUUAUGUAAACAAUAAUAAUAACUUAAAUUCACCUAACUAUAAAAAUUUUAAUCCAAAUUUGAGUAAUCAAAAUAACUACAACAAUAACUUUAAUCCAAGUAAACAAAGUGAUGGAAUUAGCAAUUUAAUAAAUUGUUUAAGUAACAAAAAAUCUUUUAAUGAAACAAACAUAAAUGGCAACAACAACUCAAUGAAUUAUAAUAAUAAUAAUACAAAUAACUUCAAUAACAAUAAUAACUAUAACAAUAACAAUAACGCCCCAUCCCCAUUUUCCUCACCAUUAAAUGUUUCUAGAACCAGCUCUCCAACACAUUUAAAUAACUCGCCACCAAACAACUCGAACAAUGGGCUUCAUUUACUAUCAUCAAUGAGCCAUCAACAACUAAUGCUACAACAACAACAACAACAACAUCAUCAUCAUCAUCAUCAAAAUCAACAUCAAAAGCAACAACAACAACAACAAAACCAAAUUCAAAUUCAAAGCCAACAACAAACUCAUACUCAAACUCAAAACCAAAAUCAAACUCAACAAAAUCAAAACAAUAUUAAAAAAAUUGAAAAAUGUAUAAAUUGUAAAAUAACCGAUUGUAUUGUAUGUGAAAUGGGUCCACCUCCAUCUUUUGAAAAGGGCCAAAUACCCAUAUGGGCACAAAUUUUGCAUGUGGCUUUAUUCGCAUUAACAGAAUCAUCAAAAGUCUCACAAAACAAAUCCCCAUCAAAUGAAGAAUUAAACAAUCUACCAAAUGGUAAACGAUAUUUCCAUUUAAGAGAUGAUAUUUACGAAUUUAUAAAUGUACACUGGGAUAUUAUUUGCAAAAGAGAAAGAAUUCAAAAUUGGAAACAUACAAUCGGUAUGACUUUAAGCCACUAUCAAAACUUAUUUCAAAAUGGUUAUCCAAUAUUUCAAAAUACUGGCUAUUGUUCAAAUACAAGCAGUGGUAGUAGUGACGAUGAUGAUGCAAAUAACAAUGUAAUGGGUAAUACUCUAGCCAAUAACUUUCAAUCAAACAAAAGACUAAACUCGUCGCCAUCAUAUGGAUCACCUUUGAUUAAUGGUAUGGAAUCAUUAUUCAACUCGUCACCCUUAAGAUCGAUGACACCAACUAUUGGAAGCUGUAGCUCGCCAUUACAACUAGGUGCUAGUCCUAUAGGUAAUAGUAGUAACUUUAGUAUCGGUGGUUUAUUAAGUUCUGACGAAAAUUCAAACAAUCUUUAUUACGAAAAAUUUAAAACAAUGGAAAAAGAAUUGGAUGAUUGUAAAAAUGAGGUUAAAGAACUACAAAAAGUAAUUAAGAAAUAUCAAGAAUAA